AUGGCCUUCGUUAAUCUCCUCCACAGAGCUCACACUAUCAUACUUAUCAUAGCUGCCAUUGCCAAUCUUUGCUCAACAGAGGAUGUUGCACCGACGCAUUACAGGUCAUGUGAUGCAUACCUUUUCCCCAGCGGCAAUCCUAAUGAGUUCGUUUGCAACAGCGGCGCCGUGGAUUAUCAUUGCGUGGACACUUCCUGCGGAGAGUACACUUUGACCUGGGACAAAUUCACCUUCACAGAUUGUCUGGCCUAUGUCAAUUACGGCAAGAGCCGAGCUUUGACCACCAACAAUAAAGCUAUUGUAUCUCCAUUUCAGUAUCACGUAUCGGCUUACUAUACUGAUGUCCAAGAUAGGGAUGACAAAAAUUGGUACAGGUGUCCAUUCUCCCUCGAGAACAGUUUCAAUUCCCGACGAGCAACCUGUACCGACUGCAAAUGA
This is a messenger RNA of Puccinia triticina, 438 nucleotides long. RefSeq lists its product as uncharacterized. Bases 1 to 438 code for a protein of 145 amino acids. The record is from RefSeq and is a predicted model, not a curated record. The transcript is spliced from 5 exons. NCBI's taxonomy places the organism in Eukaryota, Fungi, Basidiomycota, Pucciniomycetes, Pucciniales, Pucciniaceae.